This is a messenger RNA of Naegleria gruberi, 1548 nucleotides long. RefSeq lists its product as uncharacterized. Gene Ontology annotation, molecular function: long-chain-alcohol O-fatty-acyltransferase activity; diacylglycerol O-acyltransferase activity. Gene Ontology annotation, biological process: triglyceride biosynthetic process. The coding region runs from base 1 to 1548 and encodes 515 amino acids. The transcript has a single exon. Gene Ontology annotation, cellular component: plasma membrane. NCBI's taxonomy places the organism in Eukaryota, Heterolobosea, Eutetramitea, Acrasida, Naegleriidae. The record is from RefSeq and is a predicted model, not a curated record.
AUGUCCCAAUUGAUGGUCAUGCAAGAAUCCGAGACAACACCAUGUGUUGUAGGAGGAUUGGUUUUAUUAUCAGCCAAAGAUGACAACAACAACAAUAUUGAGGAGAAAAUUCAUCGGAUUGAUAGGAAAGCAUUUGAAGAACGAUUAAAGGAAAGACUUUUACAAAGAUAUGUUCGAUUCAGAAGUAUUCUAGUGAGUGAAUCAGAGUAUAUUGAUAUUGGAGUUGAUGAAGUAUGUUUGGAGAAUCAUGUCAAGUAUGAAAUGUUGAAUUUGAGCAAGGAAAAGAGUGAGGAUGAGAUUUUGAGUGAAUUGAUUGGUUCAAGAUUGUUUUCUCCCUUCAAACCUGUGGAAAAUUCACAAGUGAAGGGAGUUAUUCCAUUAUGGGAAUGUAUUGUUAUUGAAAAUUAUUCGAGAGGAUUGAUUCUAUUCUUUAGAAUUCAUCAUUGGAUUGGAGAUGGAACCUUGUUGCAGAAAAUUGUUGGAACUGACCUGUUGGAUAAUGAGAAGGAGGCAAGUGAAUAUGUUCAGAGUAAAUUUGACAAGAUUAUGAAAGGUAGUCACAGCAAUUGGAAUUCAGCAUUGACCAUUAUUAAUAAUUUGACAGGAAAAUUGAACAGGAUUCCAUUGUUGGGUUCUUUGGUGAGCUAUUGCAUUGGAUUCUUUUUGAAGAUUUUGGCCUUUGUUGCAACAUUCUUUUUGAUUUUGGGAAUUGGCGUUAAGGGAGAGCCAGAUACCAUGUUUAGAGCUUCCAAGAAACAUCCAAAAUGUGGUCAAGUCACUUGUUCAUUCAUUUGGUUCAAUGAUACAGAGCAAUUGAGAGAUGAUGAGAAUGAUUUGAGAAAUGAAACAGACAAGUACUUUACAGUGCCAGAAUUUAAAAAGGUGGCCAAAAAGUUAGAUGGAAAAUUGAAUGACCUAUUCUUGAGCUUGCUGAGUGGAGCUUCCGAUCGUUACAGAUUGAAACUCAGUGCCAAAGAAUCAUCCAACAUGCAAGAGAGGGAAAAACUAUUGAGCACAACAAAUGCUCGAAUGGGAAUGGGAGUGAAUAUCAGAUCUACUGAGAGCAAGUCACAGAGUGGCAAUAUUGUUGGCGUUAUUUUCGGUAGCAUUCCACUCAAUAUUCAACUCAUUGAAGAGCCACAGAAGAGAUUUGAAACUGUGAGGAAUAACAUGAAUUUUGCCAAGUUCCUUCCACAGCCCUAUUUUAACAGAUACUUGUUGUGGUUGGGAACUGCACUUCUUCCAAAGAAGAUGGCAGUUUCAUUGAUGAAUUGGGGAGCUGCCUCAACAACCUUCACCUGUUCCAACGUUCAAGGUUUUGAAGCAGACGACAAGUUGAAAUAUACCAUGUUGGGAAGAAACAUUGUACAGGGAGCUGGUUUCAUUCCAUUAGUAUCUGCAGUAGCUGUCAAUUGCACACUCAUGACAUUUAACGAUCGAGUUGGUUUAUCAAUAGUUUGCGAUAAGGGAAUCAUUCAAGAUAUUCACAUGUAUGCUGAAUGCUUUAGAGAAGAAUUUAUUGCUCUCAGAAAGUCAUUGGAUUUGUAA